AUGUGCUACUGCAAUAACUAUUAUGGUGGCCUGGGCUGUGGCUAUGGAUAUGGUUGUGGCUAUGGUGGCCUAAGAUGUUUUUAUGGUGGCCUGGGCUGUGGCUAUGGCUGCGGCUAUGGCAGAUAUGGAUAUGGCUGCUACUGCCCAUCUUGCUUUGGAAGAUUCCGGUCCUAUGGAUUCUACUGA
This is a messenger RNA of Galeopterus variegatus (Sunda flying lemur), 186 nucleotides long. RefSeq names its product keratin-associated protein 20-1-like. The record is from RefSeq and is a predicted model, not a curated record. The transcript has a single exon. NCBI's taxonomy places the organism in Eukaryota, Metazoa, Chordata, Mammalia, Dermoptera, Cynocephalidae. The coding region runs from base 1 to 186 and encodes 61 amino acids.